AGCUCAAUUCAAUAAUUAUUAUUGUAAGAACAAGUAUAAACUAAAAGGGGGUACAUAACACUACAUUGUACAUUUCUGUGGUGGUCAUUGACUUUUAAUCUUAAUCAUGUGGGGUUAUUUUGUAUAAGUAUACUUAAAAUUACAAAAAACAAAUACAAAGUACAAAGUUAAAAUCAAAUGUUUGAAGUAUUGGUUGUUGUGAUUUUUAAUAAUAUAGUGAUUUAAUGUCAGUGUCCCAAAAAUAAAAUAGACUUGAGACCAGAAAUUUACUUAAUUCUGUAUGACUUUCAAGAAAAAUGGAAAGUUACAGGGUGAUUUGUGUAUUUCGAAACAAUAUAUAGGUUUAGGUUAUAACUGACAAUUCUAACCUAUAUACCAAAUAUUGGACUAGGAUAUUUAACUUAUGACGUUUCGUUGUUUGUAUUAGGCUAUAACUUUUAGGUAGGCCUAGGCCUAUUGUUUAACUAUUGCUCUCAUUUACCAACAGUGUGAAAUAAUGGAAAAGAAAAGCCUGGAUUAUUAUGCCUUUCAGUUUAAUACUAUUAAUAAUGAUAACAGAAAAGAAGAUUCAAGACUUAACAACUUACUGGACCAGUUAAAUGCCUUUGACUGCAAAUUAUUUAGUUCUCCUGAGAACUCCAAGAAAAUAGCAGUCAUCCUGAGCCAGUGUUUUUCCCUGGUGCCUCCUGAUGACACAUUUCUCGUAGCCAAAUGCUGUCAGCUGAUGUUGACUCUUGUGGGCAAGCAGGCCGUACAGCUGGAGAAGCCUCUGCUGAAUAUCGCUAUUCCCUGGAGCCUCCAUGCUCUCCAGCAGAGUGCGGACAUUGCAUUCCUGGACAUCUUGCAGGCGCUGGAGGCCAUCAUAUGCUCGUCAAUCAGCAGUCUGGAGGAGAUGGCAGAUGAGAUUGUAGCCACGCUUUGUGUACAAUUGGAGGCUAAAGCCAGCCUGACGACUCCGCAAGAUGUGAGAGUGUGGAGGGUGCAAUGUCUGAAGGCAAUAGCGCCUGCAGUUAAACCUUCUUGUCGGCCCAAAUUCAUCAGUUCCCUAUGGCAACUGUUGCAGCAGAGCCCUAGCGUGAAUUGUGAUGCUGAUGCUCAGGUUGUGAAGUUUGUACUAGAAGCCCUCGAGACGAUUUGUGAAUCGGAUGUAGAAUGGUUGACAGAGAAUUUAGGAGACGUGUUGGGCGUCGUGGUGGCGUUCCUGCAGUUCGGUCUGCACGGUUGGCAGUACCAGAAACCAUCCAAGCUGUUACCACUUCCGGGUGUCCAAUGGGACCCUCCACCUGCUCCCAAUAUUAAGAGCAAAGCAAAACGCCGCCAGAAGAAGAGGGUGUCAAACAUUGGUGCGAUGGAGGUGGAAGAUGGUGCAGACGAGAGGACUGCAGGGAUAGCUGUAACCAAGCCUGGCUACAUGUCUGCACCUGCCAGUGGGGCGUGGCUCACCAGCGACUCGGAGGUGUCUGAUAGCGAGGGUGGUCGCACACGCAGACUGAGGCGGGCCCAAGCCAAGGUGCGACUCUCUGCCAUCAACCUGCUCGUACAAGUCGCCAAGGCAGUGAACAUCAGAGAGCUGUUUGGCUACUACAGUUCGUUGGUUGGAAGCCAAGGUCUCUCCUACAAUUUGGUUAACGACACCAACGCUCGCCUGACUUCCGUUGCUGCUUCGACCACCGCUUUCCUGCUAGGCAAUGCCAAAUCAUAUUUUGCUCAGGCACUGCAAAGUUCGGUAACUUCGUACACACCGUUCUCCAGCGUGUUGGCAUCCCUGCUUGACAACUUGCACCAGUGCAUGGUCCGGAGCCUGAAGACGACAGGAUCAAUGUCUGUGCUUCACUGUGCCUGUAGUCUGGUCGACGUAACACCCUACCACCGCAUGAAGCCAGGGCUGCUCACCCCGCUGGUGCAUGCUGCACUACCUCAGCUCAGGCACAAGGAGAUGGUGGUGUCGGUGGCAGCCUUGACACUUCUGGGCUGUGUGGUGGCUGUGGAUCCUCAGACAGAGGAACUAAAGCAGAUCUUGUCUGUCAGCCGCAUUGACAGUCUCCCGGAUGUUCCGGAGACUCCAGGGUGCUCUUGGGUCCUGUCGGCAGCUCUCCAGUAUUUAGAAACAGAGAACCAGAAGGCGGUGUCGGUGCCUUUGCGUGUGGAGUGGUGGCAGUUGCUAGCUAACAUGUCCAGACACCACUUCUCUCUAGUAAGGCCGCACAUCAUGCCGCUGGUGGCAGCUGUUCUGCGAGACAUGACGGGUACCAACACGCUGGAGCUUGCACGGCUACAUGCGACCCGCACGUUCCAGCAGCUCGCCACAGCCCUUGCCGCCUCAGAUGAAGCGUUGUGCACGCAAGUGUGGCAAAAAGCAUUUGAGUCACAACUACUUGGGCUGGUGGGAAUAUCACCCACUUUGGCUUCGGUGGUCUGUGACUGUCUGGCAGUGAUGAGUCCUGCGACAUACCACCAACUUUCGGAAAAGUUCCAGAUCAGCUGUAUGACUUCACUGCUGUGUUGUGCCAGAGAUGAUGAACCAGUGGUGAGAGCUGCAGCACUGCAAGCAAUGGCGUCCUUACUCAUUUACUCCCAGGAUGAACAGUUUGUAUGUGACUGUUGCGAUGUGAUAUGUCAACUCGUGAAGGACCCGGUGCCCCUAGUCAGCGCCAAGGCAGCUUGGGCUCUGGGUAACCUGACAGACAUGCUGCUUAAAACACAACAGGGAGAAGAGAUAAUCUCACCGAUCCAGCUCAUCAGGACAAGCAUAGAAGUGGCACAGGGGAAGGUCAAGAUGAGAGCGAAUGGUGUAAGAGCGCUGGGAAACUUGUUGGGCCUGUUGAGGGAAAGACACUUGUGUAGGCCAGAAUACAAGGAUGUGCCCUUGCAGGCCAGUGAGGUGCUGGUGAAGAAUGCCUCGGCCUCCAACAUCAUGAAGGUAAGCUGGAAUGCCUGUUAUGCCCUGGGAAGCUUGUUGAAGAAUGAAGCCAUCCACGAAGCCUCUUGUUCUUGGCAGGACGUGGUGCUACCGACCUUGUGCUCUCUCGUGGUGCGAAGUUCCAACUUCAAGGUGCGCACCAAUGCGUGUGCAGCGCUGGCCUGCGUGCCUCUGCGCAGGUACUACGGUGCGCAUUACCUAGCUGUGUGGAAGGCAGUUCUGGAUGGGUUGGACAACGCCCUCAACAUGUCGGACUUCAGAGAGGUGAAACAUCAGGAUGGCCUUUUAGAGCAGCUGUGCCUGACACUGUGCCACCUUACGUCAUUGGUGGAGUUGGCUGAUCUGUCUGCACUGUACGAGGUAGCGGUCUACCACGUAGAUACGCUGCAGCAGCACGUAUCUCGCUUCCUCAACAGUACGGUGCCAGAGCGUGCUGAUGCGGUGCUGAGAGCGGCAGCCAGCCUGGCACUUCUGAGAGAGCAGCAGCUGACAGUGACUCAGCGUAACUCGGUCACCAUCCUCUCGGAUGUGUUCACUUUCGAUAUUUAAAGUCACGUUCUGUAGUGCAUAAGUCGAUUAAGUUGAGCUGAGGUUAUUUUUAGAAGCAUAUCUCGUGCAUUUCAAGGAAAGUUCAGUUUUAUAAGUCGUGGCUUUGUAAUUCAACUGCAGCGUGUGCUGAUGAGUAAUUAGUAUAUAACUUGGAAGCUACUUAGAAUUAUUUAGUUAUAAUUUUCAAGAAUACGACUUAUUCCUGUGAAACAUUAACCUAUUUCAGUAUUGUAUGGUCCAGUACUAAAAAUAAUUUUGCGGAAUACUUUUUUUACAAAUAUAUAUGCUAGAUCCAGUUCGUUAACAAACGUUCCCAC
Messenger RNA from Homalodisca vitripennis (glassy-winged sharpshooter), 3786 nucleotides. Its product is annotated as HEAT repeat-containing protein 6. The record is from RefSeq and is a predicted model, not a curated record. The transcript has 17 exons. Lineage: Eukaryota; Metazoa; Arthropoda; Insecta; Hemiptera; Cicadellidae. The coding region runs from base 497 to 3469 and encodes 990 amino acids.